CUGCCUGUGAAAGUCAAAAAACGUGAGAUGACAAACAUGAUCAAUCAUUUAAACCGCUACAUGCUAUAGUGUAUAAAAAGGAAUAAUACCAAUGAUCUUUGGAUAAGUACUGACCAUGCACCCCCUAUUUGUAUUGACUCUGCUACUAUGUAUCAAGCAUGGUUAUUUUGAGUCCACACAGGUGCCAAGCUUGCGUUUAAAGCGAGAAACGACCAGUUCUGUACUUCCAUCUUGGUUGGAAAAUAUUGUGCGCGAUAGUGGAAAACGUUCUAAAGAUCAAGUAUUGAUGUUCAUCAAAAAUAUUGGCAUUCAAUUCAUUAGAAAAAAGAAGGAUGGUGAUAAUUCUAAAACCGAAGUUCCUUCCAUAAGAAACGACUCAAACACUACAAAGGAAUCUGUUAAUAAUUUUCUGACUCAAUUUAACAGUUUACAUUCAACACAAAACACUGACAUCGAAUCCGAUACUAAAGCUUUGAACACCGGGAACAACGAGAUAACAUUAGUUGCAAACAAGACGAAGAAAACAGCAAAAAAUCAGAAAUUAAUUGUGCAAAAUCAAAAUGAUUUUCUAACAGCGCAAGGAGAAAAUAUAAGUAAAUCGGCAACAAAAGGCAAACAACUCAUUGAUUCAAACGCAUAUGACGGUAAAAUCAGCAAGCCUAUGGUUGUGCCCAGUACACCUAAAACUAAGGACAGCGGUGUGGGCAAAGCCAACGCAAAAGCAAUUAAUAAAGAAAAGACAAUGGAGACAUUGCAAACUUCAACAAGUGUCAUCGUGGAAGAAAUACAAGACUUACAAACAGGAAUUGUGACUACACCAAAAAUCUUCAUAAGUACUCCUGACAGGCUGCCGCAAAAGAACUUUGGAAGGAAAAUCAAAAGUAUUUUUACUCGUUAGUCUCAUUAAUCUUGUUCCAUCAUUCUGCUUAUUCUUGAAUGAAAUCAUGUGUAUAAAUGUGCUCUUUUAUGCACUACAAAUUGUCAGCCACAUUUAUCAUUUGACCAUUCUGUAUUUUUCUCAAAUUUGAUGGUUUUUGGGUGGUAUGUGACACCUUUAUAUUGUGACGUACUUCCUAUCGAAAUAAACAAUGAAAUCUAGCAUAUUUUCAUAAAUGUUUUCAUUCCAGUAAUUGUUAAAUUGUAGCGCAAUGAUUUAGAGCGUUAAAUAUAUAUGAGUCUGUAAGUCAUAAGGGGCUGCCGUCAUAAGCUCGAAUCCCGCUGGGGCUUUUAUUAGU
Magallana angulata is the source of this 1235-nucleotide messenger RNA. RefSeq lists its product as uncharacterized. NCBI's taxonomy places the organism in Eukaryota, Metazoa, Mollusca, Bivalvia, Ostreida, Ostreidae. The record is from RefSeq and is a predicted model, not a curated record. The transcript has 2 exons. Bases 116 to 898 code for a protein of 260 amino acids.